AAGAUUGCUUUUAUCUGUAGAGGAAAACCUGCCUGCCAUGUGAACAGGAAACAGUUCAUUGAAGAGGACAAGUAAAAUCAAAAUAUCAGGUGGCAGCUUGGUAAACUUUCAAUAUAUAUUUAUUUCCUCUGACUGUAAGAUCUUAUUUUUCUACCCAAUCCUAAAAUAUUCGGUUAAAAGGUUGGAUUCUGUGGCGGCGAUGAUUUUCAACGAAAGUAACACGACCUAUUACAACAUACCAUCCACUGUUUCCCCAGGUGAAUCAGGAACUGCGGCUGAAAGCCGGUUUUUUAAAUGGUCACGCAUCGCAGCCUACAGCGUUAUUUGUGUUACUGGAGUUCUAGGUAAUCUAUUGGUUAUUCUCGCUAGUCGUAAACCAGGCAUGACCACAGUGAGCAACGUUCUCAUUGCAAAUCUUGGAUUGGCAGACCUCGCAGUCUCUCUCAUCAACAUGCCCACUGUAGUUACAUAUAGUCAUCUGGUGUACUGGCCAUUCGGUGCUGCCCUCUGCAAGCUUGUUCCGUUCCUGCAAGGCUUAACUUUAUCUGCCUCAGUGGGUACGUUGGUUGCCAUCGCCGCUGAGCGAUACUGGCAUAUAGUUUUAUACACAAGAAGAAAGCUCACCGUCCGUGAGGCUCACAAAGCCAUAGUGCUCAUUUGGGUGUCCUCCAUUUUUAUUCCUGUCCCGCUGUUGGUGUUUAGCAAGACCAUAAGGUGGAAUGAAGAAGCCAGAGAGAUCUGCAUCGAAGAAUGGCCAAAUCUGAAAACCAGGCAAGCUUACACAACUCUGGUGUUCUUGCUGCUGUAUUUUCUUCCCUUAUUGUUCAUCUGUGGGCUUUACGUUCGGAUCGGUCGCUUCUUGAAAACCCUGCCGACAACCCAAAGUGUUAACAACCGAAAUCAGAGGAAGGUGAUCAAGAUGUUGGUUACUGUGGUGCUUUUGUUUGGUCUCUGUUGGUUACCAUACCACAUCGUCUAUAUGUAUGCCGAAUUCAGUCUGUCCCAGCUCACGCCACCUUUCAUCUCGUUCAUCCUAUUUGCUCAGUGGCUGAUGUUCACCAACAGCGCUUGUAAUCCAAUUGUAUACGCAGCCCUGAAUAAUAACUUUAGGGGCGCAUUCUUGUCGAUAUUGUUUUUUUCAAGUCGCAAACAACCGCGAAGGCGCAGGCGAACUGCCUCAACUUCUGUUCAGGUUGUACAGAGUGCCCAGUGAAUGAUUGUCACAAGUUUUCGAAAGCUAUAGAAUGAGUUAAACCAAUGUAUAGCUUUAUUGACAAUAAAAAAUCCAACUGUUCAUUUACCCUGCAGGUGGAGAAUAUAUGGCGGAACACAGCUCUACCAGCCGUGUGUUUUACAACGGCUGUAGCUAUGUAAUAUAUCCACCGUCCGCUUUUACAUACAUAAGGCAAUUGUAUUUUACAUGAUUAAUUUUAUGCAGGUUUAAAGGCUGAUUUAUAAUUUACAUUGUAACGAACCCUCUGAAGUCAUAUUUUUCUCGUGCAGGAAACAUCCAAUCUGAUUAUGUCACUUAAAAUAAGUGUUAUAUGGAUGCCUGUGCAAAAUUAAGUGCCGAAACUCCGUGAUGAUGUUUCUCUAAACGGACAGAUCCUUCAGCACAGGACGAAGCGCGACAAAAGCAUUCCAUGUCAUAACAACUACAUGCUCGCGAUUAAAAAGGUCAUUGUGUCUAUUGAAAAAUGCUAUAAGUCAGGAUUUCAAUAGUAAAUAAAA
Molecule: messenger RNA, 1731 nt
Organism: Pocillopora damicornis (cauliflower coral)
Lineage: Eukaryota; Metazoa; Cnidaria; Anthozoa; Scleractinia; Pocilloporidae
Product: galanin receptor type 1
Biological process (GO): G protein-coupled receptor signaling pathway
Cellular component (GO): plasma membrane
Molecular function (GO): neuropeptide Y receptor activity
Source: RefSeq, a predicted model, not a curated record